UUUGUUGAUAUUGAUAUAUCACUGUUUUUUUUUUUUGAAUAAUUACAUGCUUUCAGAGUAAUAUGUUUUUAGCCAUCUGCAUCGAGAUUAUUGACUCAAAGUCCGUUGUAUUUGAAAUUACGAUUGCGUCAACUGUUUCGCGGAGCUCUUGUUUUCAAUGAUAGGCUAGGCCAAAGGACAUUCCACAGUCAUUAUCAGAUGACUAAUUCUUUGGGAGAAAACUAUUUGGCUGUUUUUUUUCAUGUGACCGGGGGAAAUAGGCUGUCUUCUAAUAAAUGUCACCGUUGCAUUGAGCUGCUAGCACUUCGUUUUCUUCUUUUAACGAAUGGUAUCGGGUGUCUUACCAGGACAAAGCUCAUUUGUUUGACAAACAUGAAGCCCUUGGCAUUGCUGACACUUCUGCUCAUUAUCAUGAGUGGUUCUGCAGUGGGACAAACAUUGAAAUCUAAUUUGACCGGCUAUAUUGGAAAGGAUGUACUUUUAUCAUGUACCUGUUCUAAUGACCGCAAAGAGUUGAUAUGGCAGAAAGGUGAGAGAGUAGUCAAUGCUCAUACGCAAGACAACAUCACCGUAGAUGAACACUUCGUGGGCAGGACCCAACUCUUCAUAAACAAGGAGAAGAGAAACUGUUCCCUGCUGCUCCGCCACAUCUCUACAACAGAUGCAGGAGUAUACACCUGUUAUGCUAUAGAAUAUGUUGACGCUGGCAUCUAUUUAACAGAGUCUACAGAAGUUAAUUUAAUAGUGGACAGCAUGCCUGAAACCAGUGGCCGAACUGAAGAAAAAUCUGUCACAGCUGUCUCUGUUAGUGUUCCCAUAGCGGUAGUGUUUAUACUGGCUGCUCUGCUUCUGAUCCUACUGAUGAGAAGACAACAUCGGACAAACAGGGACACUGAUUUACCCGCUGAGAAACCUAUGCUACAGAAUGUGUGAAGUGCUCUUGCUUGACAGUUUAAAGGACUAACUUCUAUGUUGUCAUGCAAGGUCCUUCACAACAACAAUGGACAAUAAGAGGCCUUAGCCCUAAACAAAAGCAUUUGCACAUGGGCGUUACACAGCAGUGCGUGCCGAUCCGUCUUGCUUCGAGACAGAUUAAUGUGCAGUCUUCAGUUGUAACACUGUUACUUGAUUACCACUGAAUUGUGAAUGCACUGUAAAUAUACAUUCAGUAGGUAUUACAGUUCUGUAAUUUGAUAAGAUUCUCCUUGUAGGAACUGUCUUUAUUCAUUCUUUGAAGAACAGAUGUAAUAGGUUUGGGACAUGCCGUUUAUAUUUUGCCUUUUCCUCUGUCUUUGAGACACACUGGUGGUCUCAAUCCUAAACAAGCUUUCCAAAUCAGUUUAUUUUAUUGUUCAUAUGUGUACAGUAAUCAUUUACUAAGAACUCAUCAUGUAAGCCUCUUUACAUUUACUCUUGUAUAGGUUGUUUUACUCAGCCUGUGCCGAUUUCAUUUAUGUGGAAGAAAUAAUAUGGCACUCCCUAUGGGAUUUAUUUGCUUUUUUUUACUGUACUAAAUUUCAUUUACUUUUAAAUGAAUUCUGUAAAGUGCUUCAAACCUGCCGAGGCAAUAAACCUUUUACUUAUACAGUU
Messenger RNA from Carassius carassius (crucian carp), 1590 nucleotides. Its product is annotated as sialoadhesin-like. Bases 199 to 933 code for a protein of 244 amino acids. The record is from RefSeq and is a predicted model, not a curated record. Gene Ontology annotation, biological process: cell surface receptor signaling pathway; negative regulation of T cell proliferation; T cell costimulation. Gene Ontology annotation, cellular component: external side of plasma membrane. The transcript has 5 exons. NCBI's taxonomy places the organism in Eukaryota, Metazoa, Chordata, Actinopteri, Cypriniformes, Cyprinidae.